AUGCGCACGCAGAAUCCGACACGUGUUCUGUCAAAGUUGGCAGAUUUGGUAGGUACGUGGACGAUUGAAGAAGACAGGAAGGAAAAACAACCAAGCACAAAACGAACAAGUAUUUUUAGACAGACUUUAUGCGUCAGAACGAGACUAUGCAUCGUGUCGCCGUUUAUCUUAUUCUUAUUUGCCUCAUCUGUGGCGCCAGAGCAGAAGCGCUGCGCAGACGCGGCCUAUCAUCACCGCGAACAUCCCAAACAACAGAAAUACUCAGAAUAUCGUCACGGUCCAACACUCAACCGGCACGGCGAGACCUUGACCUUUGCUAGCAGUAGCAGCAGCAGCAGCAGCGACGACGACGACAACACUCCAGCAAACUCGCCGCUGGCAUCGCACCCAGCAAAGCACGACGAUGCCUCCAGAGGACUUCCGGACGCGCAGACUCCUGAGCUCUUCCGGCCGCUGGAGGUGGACGAGUACAUCUCGGACAGAAGUGAUGCAAAGAGAGCUCGCACGAUUCAGACCCUCAGCGAACAGAUCAUGCGUAACUCGGACAUCUUGUACGACGAACUCGCGGACAGUUUCAACAAAGUCGUCCUGUCGAGACACGUGUCCAAAAAACUGGAACAGCCGAGAAAAAUACGUUACGAGUUUGUGGGCAGAUAACUGGCGGAAUCGGUUAAGCAUUCUGCAAAUGCUCCUUGGACUAAACUCUUAUUUGAUGGACAACAGGUCGAGAAUUGAUAUAUUUUUAACUGACCUACAAGUGACAUUUAUUAAUUUAUUGGAGGAUACGUUGUUUCGUUGUUUGUUUUCUAAGCUGAAAAAAUUUUACUGUUAGAAAAUGUGUUAGUG
Molecule: messenger RNA, 846 nt
Organism: Pomacea canaliculata
Lineage: Eukaryota; Metazoa; Mollusca; Gastropoda; Architaenioglossa; Ampullariidae
Exons: 3
Coding region: 1-657 (218 amino acids)
Source: RefSeq, a predicted model, not a curated record